AUGAGUCAGGCUUUAGCCACCGGAGUAUCUACAGGUACUUCAUUGGCUGUGCUGUGGAAGAUCCUGGAGGGCGUUCCUUCGAAUAGCCCACUCGCGCUUUGCCCCACCAGACGGUGGUGGGAACUCCACUGGCCAAGCCUGGUCUUUGGAGUGCUGCUGGGCCUGGUACUGGGACCUAUAAUCGAAGCUGUGGUUGGGCUUCGAAUCUACCUGUACCAAGCAGUGAUCCAAAGAUCGCUGGGCCACCUGGAGACUGUCGAGGAGUUGAAAGAGGAGCUGAGGUUUGUCCGUAGCGAAGUCAGGCGGCUUCGCCGACUGGUGGAAGAUCGCGACAGCAGGGAGAGUGCCAGUGGUGGAUCCCAUCGCUCUUCGGUCCCCCCAUCAGACGGGAGUUACAGCUUAGUUGGCAGGGAGAGGGAGUUCAACGAGAACGCUUCGCGAUCUCGGAGCGACACUCCUCUUACAGCAGCUUCGCUGUCUGGGACUGACCCAGAGAGGAGCGGCAGCUCUCGUGUUGCGCAGGGCUGGAUUGAACGGGAGGCCAUCUGUGACGAGAUCGGUGAGUUCGUCAGGCGGAGUCUUGACGGAGAUCAUCGAGGUGCUUCUGGGCGAGAUCGCCUCCAUUUACCUUCUAGGAUCUGGUUGGUCUUCCGAGACUACGAGGGUCUUAGUUAUCGACCCGUCCGGGUUUGCAGUCUGGUUCGGGCUGGCCUUCUGGCCGCUGAGAUGGAUGGUUUAGACGGGCUUGAGGAGCGGCCUGAGGAAGAGGCUCCUGCUAGGCCUUUUGUGGUGCGUGAAGACGGCACUGCUGAGUUCCACUACGACUUAUGGAGGCUUCGUACCCCUCUGGGAGUCUUAAUUCAGUGCAUUAUGGUCAGUCAUGUUGCCGAUGGACGCUACUUGGCUGCGUUCCCACAGAGUGCUUGGCAUCGGCAGACACAGAAGCGGAGUCUGCCCCCUGUGCUGAGCAAGCCUUUGCUUGUGGAGGUCUUGGUGGCUCACCUGUCAGAUCGGCAGGAGGCUUUGGAGGACUAUAUGAAGGUUUGGGUUGGCUAUAUCACGGCGGAGACCUACGAGAUGAUGGAGCCCUACCUGGACGGCAUGCAGAUCGACCAGGAGUUCAAGAUGGCUGCUGGUACCGAGUACUUGCCCUACGCCCCUGCCUUGAUCGAGGCCUUGGACGAGCGGUUCGCUUUCCUAUCAGCGGAGUCUGGAACUGGGGGCGGAGAUGCCUUGCGAGAAGGGCGCGAAGGGUCUGGCUUGGGAGAAAUGUCCGACAUACCGUCCCGGGUUGCCUCCCUCGAGACUCUCAUGGACAAGAUGAAUGGCAACCUCGAGGCGGUGUUGGGGAAGCUCGGACACGGGCACGUGCGGGGGGCAGCCUCUACGCCUGGUCUAGUGACCUUUGCUCCCUCAGCGUCUCAAAUACCCGCGAGGAGCGGCAGGCAGGAUGCUCAGGCAAGGAAGUUUCCAGGCCUGGAUGCAUCGGUGGUUUCAGCGGCUUUGGCAGCCGGAGUUCCCGAGGAGAAUCUCUCGGAGAUGCAGCGGCUGUUGGGUGCUGGAGGCAGAGCUACGCAUCGCCUUCGCGAGCCGGCUUUGAGGAGCCAUGGGAAAAAGGAGAAGGCAGUGGAGCCUUUGGACGAAAGCGAAGAAGAAGCCGACCUCGACUUCCCUGCCGGAGAGCCUGGUUCAGUAGAGGUUGGAGAAGCAGCCACCAUGGAAGGAGCAAUGGCCAAGCUGACGGAAUUGGUGGCGCUGUUGAGCGCCGACAAGCUGAAACGUGCCAAGUCUACGAAGAUGGAUCUGGCGCUCGAGAACCUGGCAGGCAGCCUUGGUGGGGCGGAAAGCUCCUCGGGCUCCAGUGGGAAGCGGGCGGCAGCUGCGAGAAGGGCUUUGAGAGUUGGCUUGCAGGAGACACCAGAGGAGAUCAGCUCCGUGAUAGAGAAGCUGAUGUUGGAGGACUUGCUGCUCCGAACCCAGGCGCCCGGCAUGCCUGCCAGCGACUUCAAUGCUCGAGCCUGGGUGGAACACCGGAGCCGGAUAGGUGCCUACAAGACGUCAGCCUACAUGUCAUGGGCGGCCGCUGGUGUUCUGGACGACCUGGUGAGGGGUCGAGUGAGCCAUGCGCGAGCCCGCGCUGGACUCAUGCUGGUGAUGCUGGACCAGGUCGCAAUAGACCGGGGUUCUUGGGUGUUGGGAGCAGAGCUGAUGCUGGAACAAGGUCCACCUCUUUCUACCUUGGCAUCCCAUACACUCCCGUCGGUGUCAGACGGGGAGUCGCCUUUCAGCAAGAUCCUCGACAGCAGGUGGGCCGAGGUGAUGCACAGCCACCUGAGAGAUGCAGAGGACUACUUGCAGAAGCGCCGCAACCUUGGGAAGAAGACGACCGAGGACGCCGAGAAGGACAAGGAGAAGGAUGGGGCUGCUGCAGUGGAGCCUGGCCUUCUGGUUGACUCCGACACGAAGACGGUCCGGGUCCCGGGAGCUCGAGCCCCUACUGUCAAGGUUCCGGCCUUUGUGAAUUCGUGGCUCAGGGUGGUGACGAAGCACGGCGCCUCCUUGGGCUCUUUUGUGCGCGCUUUUCUCAGCAAUGCGCCUCAGCUUCGUGACGAGGCUGUCUCACUGGGGCCCAUUUGGCCUAUUCCUGCACCAUAUCCAGAAGUUUUUGGACGCGAUCCCGCUUUUGGAGGGUCUUGGAAAAAACGGAGACUCGUGGUGCAGGUCCUGGUUUUGAACUGGCUGUUUUUGGGGAAACCAAGCACAUGUCCCCCGCAGCUCUGGGUGGGCCAAAGCCUUACAGGACGGCAGUGGCGCAGAGUGCGCCUCUUGGAAGACCUCAGUGAAGAUUCGAAUUCAAUGCUUGAGGUUGAUGCUUUGGGCAUGGCGCGUGCUGCUAUAAAGAUGGAGUCCUCGGCUGACCAGCUGGACGCCUUGCACCGUGCUUUGCUUUUUUCAUCUUCUUUUUCUUCCAGCUCCUAUGGUGCUGACAGUAGCUCUGUGAGUAGAGCCGAGCGUGAAAAUGCUGGAGGUGAUGGGGAGUGGGCUGCUGGGCUUUAUGGAGCCUUCGUGGGCACGGUGAAGCCUGAUCAGGGUGUGGUCGCGAAGCCGAUACAUGCUGACCGGCUUGCGUUUGUCGGUAGCCCUGGUUUUGACCCUCUUCCUUAUCUAGACCCUGUUACUGCUCAUGCCUAUGAGUUUCCUCUUGAAUGUGUUCGGCAUCAUGAUGUUGAGCCGCCCCCUCAGGUUAGUGUUCAUGGUUCAGUUGAAGAACGAAACAAGUUGUACCAGAAGAUGGCUCAGGGUGGUAGACUAGUUCCGGUUCCUGCAGAAGAUGUCAGAGAAGGGCUAGCCUGUGGUUUGUUUUCAGUGCCAAAAGACUUGGAGAGGGAUAGGCUCAUUUUGGAUGCCCGUCCACCCAACACAGUUGAACCCGUUCUUAGCACGUGGACUAGGACUAUGAGCAGUAGUACAUGUUUGCAUGGCAUAGAGCUUGGGGAGGAUGAAACCCUGAUCAUGAGUGGAAGAGACAUACGCGAUUUCUUUUACCAGUUCCGAGUUUCCCCUCAACGCUCUCUGCGAAAUGUUUUGGCUGGAGAGCUAUCUGCGGCAGACCUGGAGUUUAUCUUCAAUCGGCCGUUCGAUGCCCCCGGCUAUGUAGGUUUGAACACCCUGGCAAUGGGCGACCUUAAUGCGUGCGAGUUUGCUCAAGGCUCUCACCUGCAGCUUAUCCUCAGCUCUGGGGGUGCGCUGGCAAGUGAGGUUAUGAUGAUGCACAGGCCUUGCCCUCGCGGACUGCUUUCAGUGGGGGUCGUGAUUGACGACCUGGUCUGUUUCCAAAAGGUUUUGUCCAGCGCUUUUCUGGACGGGAACUAUGUGGGAAAGUCUGAGUUGGAUGAGCGCAUGGAUGUCAUCAUGGCCAAGUAUGAUGAAGUGCGUCUUCCGACCAACCCCAAGAAGGCCUUUGACAACGCUACUAGCUCUUCGUUUUGGGGAGUUCAAGUCGAUGGCAAGAAGGGCACAGUCCGAGGCAACGAGUCGAGGCUAUGGCCCUUGCUCCUGAUCACUAUGAGGGUGUGCAGCUUGGGGCUGAGCACCGUGGGACUCCUGCGCUCUUUGGCCGGGUCUUACAUCUCGGUGCUGACUCUGCGGAGGAGGCUCCUGUCUGUGAUGAACCUGGUCUUCGAUGCAAUUGCAGGGUCUGACAGUGAUGGACAGGUGCUCCGGCUCUCUGGGGCGCUCAAGGACGAGCUGCUGACCAUGAUGGUGGUGUCCACCUUGGCAGUUGUGAACUUGCGCGCCAAGACCAUUGGCACCGUUCGGGCCACUGAUGCUUCUGACUGGGGUAUGGCUGCGGUCGCUGGCGAGGUGCCGGUGCCAGUGGCUCGGGAGGCUAUGAGGCUUAGCCUUAGCAAGAGUUGCUGGACCCGUCUAUUGCCCCCUGGGAAGGCCUGGCUUAGGGCUAAAGGCCGACUGGAGCCCUGGGACGAGCUGCCUGGUGAGGAAGUAUACGAUGUGCACCCUUUUUGGGAGCAGCUGGCAAGGAGUGUGGUUUACAAGGAGCAAUGGCGAAAGAAACACGUGAGGCCUGUUCAUGUGAACAUAGGCGAACUUCGAGCCCAUCUACGUGAGGAGGCCCGGCUAGCAGUGAACCAUGUCUCCGUACGUGUACCCUAUGCACUGGACUCUCAGGUUGCUUUGGGCUGCUUGGUGAAGGGGAGAGCCUCUUCGAAGGCACUGAAUGUUGAGCUGUCCAAGAGCAUCCCACACCUGCUUGGGUCGGACCUGUAUGCAGGGUAUGGGUACUGGCCGUCGAAGCUCAAUCGGGCCGAUGGGCCCACUAGAGAUGCCGACCCUGACCCUCCUGACGCCCCGCUGCCUUUUUGGUGGGAGCCGGUCGUGGCUGGUAGCUAUGAGCGGUUGGAUGCCUGGUUGAAUGAACUUGAAGAGAGCGUUGUCGGAACACCUGUGGAACAGCGAGCCCUGAGGACAAGAACAUGGCACGCCUUGGUCAUCGACGUGUUAGUCGUGAAGGAGCUGACGAAGGUCCACUCUCUGAAGAAGUUGGUGGUGAUGGUGGUCUUCCUCUUCGUUGCGAUGGUGAUCUUCUUUGUGGAGAUGUUCUUCCUGCUGUUCCUCUUGGACGCGCUGCUGAUCGAGGUCUUGGCCUACGAGAUGUUCUACCUGGUGGUCCUCUACGAGCUGACGGAGUUCCUGAUGGGCGACUAUGUGGUGACGUUCCUCUUCGUCCUGCGGCGCUGCCUGCUGGAGCCCUACAUGAUGACCUACGACUUCAUGAUCCUCUUCGUGCUCCUCCUCCUGAAGGUCUACGUGGCGAUCGAGGUGGCGGUGGUCUUCAACGAGUCCCCCCUGGUGGCGAUGAUGGUGCUGGUCUUUGUCCUGGAGUUCCUCAACGAGUUCCUUCUGGUGGCGAUGGUGAUGGUGGUCUUUGUCCUGGAGAUCGGCUACAUGGUCAAGAGGGUCAACUAUGCGCUGAGUUCAAAAGAAGAUCUGCUAUUGCCCGAGAAUCAGCAAAAGGUGUUGAGGCUGAUCGUUUUGAGGGCUGUCAGGUGCGUAGGGUCAGCUUUGGUUUGCAAGUCCUUCUCCGUGGCCAUGACGCCUCCUGUGCGAAGCUCUCAGUUUCCUAGAGGAGUGCCGUGGAUGUCGGCCGCCAUGAAAGAAAAGGUGCGAGAAGGGAACGCCAUGAGCGACUUCAAUGCUGAAGUUCAUGUUCUCUGCUUUGAGAGCGUUGAGGAGACCCCUGAAGAGGUCGUGUACUUUUGGACGGAGAAUCCUGAUAGCUCUUUUUUGUGGAGACAAAGGAAAUACCGCCGUUUUAGACGGCCUGAGUCCCUUGACCUCUUCAGGUGUGACUUUUGCCGUUUUGGCACUGGCUGGAGAAAGAGGACCAGAGUUGCCACAAAUAUCCCCGGGUUGAAAGGCCUGAGGAUGUUAUGCUCCUGCGUGCAACCUCACCAGCGCUUGCGGGGACAACACCCUGUGCUCAAAGUGCCGUGGACCGCGGUGGCCCAGCCUUACCCGCGCGGGUUCAGCAAGCUGAUAGCAGGGUGCUGUCUAGAAGCUGUAGGAUGGUUGAAGCAGGGAAAGCUGAACAUAGCUGCCUGCAGCAAAAGUGGAAGCCUUCGAAUCGGAGAGGCUACAAAUCCAGGGCCCAGAGGGGUCAGAGCCCCUCGCGGCUUUUCCUUGGAGGAAGCCCCAGUGCAAUGUUGGGCUUCUAUUUGCCUGGGAGAACGGCGAUGGACUCUUUUUCUGGAAUGGUGCAGCCUGUUUUUGACCGGAGACCCAAUCAACCUUUUUCUGCAAGUGCCGCUGUUUUUGGCUCAUGCCAUUCGGAAGUAUGGUGACAGGGAAUUCAUGUCCGGCGGGUCCCUGCUUUACUACAGGCACCUCGUGCUGGUUUCCUUGCGGAAGAUCCCAAGCAUGCGGCCUUUCGCCAGCAUUUGCUGGGACUUAGCCACAAGGUGGGAGAAGGCUGAACCUACAAGACACCGCCCGCCAGUACCUGAGAUCUUAGUUGAAGCCAUGAUCUCUCUUGGAUGGUGCCUUGGAUGGAAGCGCUGGUGUGGCGUCUGCCUGCUCUGCUUCUAUGGCAUUGCUCGAGCUGGCGAGGUCCUAAAAUGCCGUCGUGAAGACCUUCUCCUCCCCUGUGACAUGAUGUAUGAAUGUGAUGCUGCCUUUCUCCUGUUACGGCAGUCGAAAACAAGCUUCAGGCAGUUGGCGAAGGUUCAGCAUCUGAAGAUUUCCAGUAUGCAUGUUGUGAGGCUCUUGAAUUUGAUCUACCGGGGUGCAGAUCGCUUGGAUGUGCUUUUCCCUGGCAGUGCUCAUGUUUUUAGGCGGCGAUGGAACCAUGUGCUGAAGUUGCUCCUGGUCCCGGACGCCAUGCACGUGACUCCUGGUGGCCUACGAGGAGGCGGAGCCGUUUCUUGCUACCGGAAAGGAGCUUCGAUCCCGGACCUUCUCUGGGCUAUGCGGCUGAAGCAGGUCGCAACACUGGAAGCUUACCUCCAAGAGGUUGCUGCUCUCAGUGUCCUCACGGAGUUACCGUGGAACUCUCGCAGAGCCAUUCGAAGUGCUGCCUCUCUCUUUAACCACCUGCACUAA
Molecule: messenger RNA, 7119 nt
Organism: Cladocopium goreaui
Lineage: Eukaryota; Dinophyceae; Suessiales; Symbiodiniaceae
Source: the annotation of a GenBank genome assembly